AGAAUUAUCAAUUCCAGCACAGUUCAUAAAAAGGAUGCAGAGAAAGCUGCUUGCAAGAUAAGUCCACAUCAGGAAAUAAGGAGCCAGCGUCUUAUUUAAUUUAUAUACAGGAGGCUAAAAAUGUGGAAACAAUGUCAAAACAUUCAGACUUCCUAAAACCAAAAAUAUACGCGAUAAAUAAAUUGUUGGAGUAUUUUUAUGGUGUUAAUGAGGACAUAAAGUGUCAGGCAUUUUUUCAGUUUUCAGUUAACCCUGCGUGUCCCUGUCUGUAUUUAUCAACGUUAAUGACGUGAUGUUUUUCUGGGCUGGCAUGUUGGUGAAGAAGCCCGGAAGCUUUGACAGGCAAUGAGUGCACAUCUCAGUUAGACAGCAGAGCAGCUCAGAGCACAGCAACCAGCAGACCGUGAUGGAGUCCUGCGUCAAAGGUACGCUGUGGAUGAUACUUACCCUCCUCACUCCACCUCUCUUUGAUUGCAAGACGUUUUGCCCUAAAAGCUGUGAGUGCCAAUCUGUUGGUCACAUUUUGUGCCGUGACCGUAACGGCAGAGAUUUGCUGCAGCUGCUGACUGUCCACACAUACACUCUGCUGCUUGACAAGGCCAACAUGAAUGUCCUCAGUGAGAAGAGUCUGUCAAAUAAGACUCUCCUGCUGCGCUUUGGUGUGACCAACAGCCACUUGCACACCAUCCAUCCCUUGGCAUUUCAUGCAGCUCCUCAGCUCAAGUCCAUCAAGCUGACAGAUAACGAUCUGUCUACUCUUCCUGCUCAGGUGUUCAGUCCUCUCUCUGUGAUCGAGGAGAUUUACUUAGAUGGAAACCAGCUUGAGAUCAUUGGUCCUGAUAUGUUUGAGGGCCUGGACAGGUUGCUGAUUCUGGAUCUGAGCCGCAAUAAGAUCAGAGAUCUCCCUCCAGACAUGUUUGAUGGACUAAGCAACCUCUUUCUUCUGAACCUUGGCAGGAACAACAUAAAGAAGCUAUCGCCAACAAUUUUUCACACCCUGACUAAACUUCAGCUACUCAGAAUGUACUACAAUGAGUUGGAGGUGUUGGAGCCGGGGAUUUUUGAUCGGCUGAAGAGCCUCAAUGUUCUGAGUCUCCAUCACAACCAGAUCAAAAGCCUUCCACCUCGGGUGUUUUGGUCACUGGAGAACCUGACAGACCUCACCCUGUCCUCCAACCAGCUGAAGGGUGUCCCACACAAGAGCUUCUACAACAUGACAAAACUUAAAAAACUUACAAUUUACAGCAAUCCCCUGCUAUCUUUGCCAGACGAACUGAUGGGCCACAUGCCAGACAUGACACAGUUUUAUUUGUACGACACAAACCUCAUCACUGUUCCUGGAAACCUGUUUGCUAACAUGUCUGGACUUCUGGAGCUGAACUUGCAUUUAAAUGACAAGUUGAGGUACUUACCACCAGAUCUUUUCUGCUGUCUUCCCAACCUUAAAAAGCUCUCCCUUAGAAACAACAGUCUUCAGGAUCUUCCUCCCAACCUUUUUUCCACGCUAGCCACAAUGAAAAUUCUCCUCCUCAACGACAACAAAUUGAAGACCCUACCAGAGAACAUUUUUCAGGACCUCACAUCACUUGUUACCAUCGAUUUGAAAAACAAUGACCUAAAUACACUUCCUGGAGAUAUUUUCUUGUCAAAUACAGCCUUAAAAGCUGUUACUCUGAGCGAAAACCCCUGGAACUGUGAUUGUGCUAUAAGAGAAUUUGUAAGGUGGAUCAGAGAAAAUGAUCGCAUUGUUCUUGACAAAGAUGAUGUGAUAUGUCACAGUCCACUGUUUAGCUUGCUGCGGGGUCUCCACACUCUGCCUGAUGACGAAUUCAGCUUUUGUGAUGAGAAAACUACGGGCAGUUUAUUUCUGAUACAAACUGUCUCACAUGAACCAACCCAAACACCUUAUUACACUUCUGUCACUCCAACAACGAAAUCAACCACCUCAGAAACCACAACAUACUCAGCGACGGUUUAUACCUCAGCCUCCAGUCAGGCUGAUACAAUUCCCAAUGGACUACCUGUUUUUCAUGACGUAUUGAUGGUCAAACAGGGGCCUGACUAUGUUCACCACGACACGCAAACACCAUAUUACACUUCUGACACCCCAACUACAAAAUCAACCACCUUAGAAACUACACCAUACUCACCAAUGGUUUAUACCGCAGCCUCCAGUCAGGCUGAUGUAACUCCCAUUGCCUCACCUGUUUUUUAUGAUUUAUUGGUGGUUGAAGAGGGGCCUGAGUAUGUUCACCACAACAUCCACAAACACUGGGUGUACGUGUGGUUUCUGCCAUCCGGUUCGGCUUUGGUUGGAUCCAUAAUGUUUUGUUAUAUCCUUCUUUUAGUCGUGGGUUUGGUGCUCAUUCUCGCUGCCAUUUAUGGCAUGCAUCGUCUCGGCACAGCCAUGGACAAGAUAAAUGCUGAGUGUGCACAAAAUGAGGAGCACACCAUGUUAUCAGACUUGGUGCACGCUUGAAGAUAAACACUCCCUUUCCACAAGCAUUUUUUCCCCAAAUGGCUACUAUAGUAUGUUGUCUUUAUUGCCUAAUGUGGCUUUUUGUUUGUUUAUUGAAGAGUAAAAACAGAUUUACAAACCGUAUAAGAAAAACAUAUGUAUUGUAAGAAAAAAUUAAUGUCCUGGAUGAAACUCAUUUAAUGGCAUAUUUUUUUUCUCCUUCCACUUGUUAUUUUGUCAGUUUGAAGUGUGUGCACUUUUCAAUUUUCAGUAAACAGCUUUUAUGUUACAUCUAUUACAUGCAAAAGAUAUAAUGAGGCAAACUUGAUGGACAAGUCUUCAUAGCCUCUGAACCAGAACAAAAUUACUGCAAUAUAUAAUAUCCAGAAAUGAAUUUAUAAAAGAAAAAGAAGUUAUUAAAUGGGGAUUUGUUCCCCCCAGUGGCUGAUGAUAUAUGUGAACUACUGUCUUUGGAAAGUGUCAGUACCAAUGAAAAUGUUGCAACAGUUUGGUAAUGUAAAAGUACUAUUAUACUGAUUAAAGCAUAUUGUCACCUUCCUAAAAUAAUGGCCUAAGUCCAUUUUUUUACUUAGUGCUCAGUGUCUGGAAACAAAAGUGGCCAUUACUUUAGGAAAGUGGCAACAUUAUAUGAAGAUAUAACUUAAAUAUAACAGUGGGAUUGAAUGUAAAGGUAACUGCUGUACUUGAAGUGAAAAAGUAUUAUUUAUUUCAAAUGCAGGUCCUGGUGUCAUAUGUAAUGAA
This is a messenger RNA of Xiphophorus maculatus (southern platyfish), 3220 nucleotides long. RefSeq names its product platelet glycoprotein V-like. Lineage: Eukaryota; Metazoa; Chordata; Actinopteri; Cyprinodontiformes; Poeciliidae. The record is from RefSeq and is a predicted model, not a curated record. The transcript is spliced from 2 exons. The coding region runs from base 407 to 2479 and encodes 690 amino acids. Gene Ontology annotation, molecular function: protein binding.